Messenger RNA from Paramacrobiotus metropolitanus, 1233 nucleotides. RefSeq lists its product as uncharacterized. The transcript has 4 exons. The record is from RefSeq and is a predicted model, not a curated record. Bases 7 to 1233 code for a protein of 408 amino acids. NCBI's taxonomy places the organism in Eukaryota, Metazoa, Tardigrada, Eutardigrada, Parachela, Macrobiotidae.
GAGAAAAUGCCGGCCGUGCCUCUAGAUCGCCUGCGGAUUCCAGUACCCAAAGAGAAACUUGUCAACAUCCUGCCAUGGCUGGAAGAAGAGCUACCAAACAGCUUGCCAAUGUACCAUAUGGCGUGCAACAUUGUGGAGAACCGCUUCGACUAUCCGGAGAUGAAAUUCAUCGUCGAUAAGCUGCCGAAACCGUCCGUGUGCGUGUGUAAGCCCAUGCGCAGUAAAACAACACGCGGCUACCAUCCGAUCUUUAACGAUCACUUGCUGGUCUAUGUCCAUGCGCACUCCGUGAAGGCAUUCCGCGCCAUGCUGCGCUGCAACCCGGAACUGUUCAACUGGGGCAAGGACAUCACGUUUAUUGACAUACAUCCGGCGCUGGCGCAAGUGUUUCUGUCGAUGGAGGGACGUGGUGGUUUCUCUCGAGUAACUCCGGAAGAAGGAUGCCCGUCCGGGCAACGAGUGUUUAAUUUCGGCCUGGAAAGCUGCAAUUUGUCUCCGCUUCCGAUUCCCAGUGAUUUGCGGCUGGGAAUCCUUUCCCCUGACCAUGUCGAACAGAUCGUCCAAGAAUGCCGUUACACUCAUCCGUCCUGGAAGAAAGUCUUCCGUCACAUGCUGUCCCAUGGAUUUCCCAGCAUCGCGCUGUACGACGACAACGUCGCACAGGACUCGCGCAUCGCGUACUGCAUGUACAUGAUGCAUGUUGGCAUCGGGGCCGUCUAUGUCCAGCCGGCUUACCGCCACCGGGAUCUCUUCGGGGUGGUCAUCAGCGAGUUACUAGUGCAGCUGCAGACCCACAACGUGCCGUACGCGUCGGUGUGGAUGCAGACGGUGAAUCUGCCGUUAGAACCGCAGCUGGAGGUCCUGCGCGGUUUGGGUGGUGUCGAAUGCAGUCGUCAUAAUGUGAUGUGCUCAGUGACGUACCGGGCGCAGCCGGAUCACAUUGAUCCGUUUGAAGCGGUUCCCAUUGGGACGCGUCAGCAGCGUCAAAAGGUGGUGGAGAAGAAAAGCAGAAGCAAUGCAGAUUGUCCUCGUCUGCCGUUUUUCGAGACAACGAUUAACGAGGAUCCUAUUGUGCGGCAGUUUUGUCCAGAGUUGGGAGAAGCGACCAGUCGGAAGAUUCGGGACAGUGUUCCGUAUGGGAAACCGACCAGAUCGCGAAAACCGGAGCGGAAUGGUGGAGUGAAGGGAGAAGGUCCGGAUGCUGACGACGAAGGUUAUCAUUGUAAGACAUGA